Zasmidium cellare ATCC 36951 is the source of this 732-nucleotide messenger RNA. RefSeq lists its product as uncharacterized. The coding region runs from base 1 to 732 and encodes 243 amino acids. The record is from RefSeq and is a predicted model, not a curated record. NCBI's taxonomy places the organism in Eukaryota, Fungi, Ascomycota, Dothideomycetes, Mycosphaerellales, Mycosphaerellaceae. The transcript is spliced from 2 exons.
AUGCGGCUCUCAAAAUCGAUGUUGACCCUCCUGUUCCUCGCAUCAACCUCUCUAGCUCAAUCCAUAGGCUACACCUGCAACCCACACUGCAUAACGCCAACAAUCCCCACAACAAACCACAAUCUCACCUUCGGCACGCACUACGCAGUCCUCAAUCUCGAUCUCAUAGGGCUCGUUGCCAGCAUCGCCAACACGACCGCAGGUUCAGCCUUCAUCAACUCAACAGCAACAUGGAUCGACUUCAUCCACGCCCAACACCCACCUCCCCUGUCAAUCUUCUCCCGCGUGGCUUUCUCGGGUACCCGUAAAGCUGAGCUCGGCCCGAACUCGCCGUUCACGAAGGUCGCGGGCAGUGUGACUCCAGCGGAAUCGCAGAUUUAUCCGGCUUUCAAGGUCGAUGAGAAGGCUGGCGAUGUGGUUCUGGAUAAGAGUCGGUAUUACGCAGGCUGGGGCAACUCCCUCGAAACGAUCUUACAUGCGCAGGGGAUCGACACAGUUAUCCUAAGUGGAUUAACGACGUCUGGAGUUAUUCUUAACACCGUCUAUACGUUAUACAAUUUGGACUACAAAGUGUAUGUUAUUGCGAACAACACCAUUCAAACGCCGGGAAAUGUGGCCCCUGAAGUUUAUACAUCGAUACUGGAAGGUAUUAUCCCAACCUUGCCAGCGGACGUCAUUACGGUCGAGCAGGCUAUGGAUGCAGUGAAGAGGAGCGGUCCAGCAGUGUACUAG